Molecule: messenger RNA, 2010 nt
Organism: Aspergillus homomorphus CBS 101889
Lineage: Eukaryota; Fungi; Ascomycota; Eurotiomycetes; Eurotiales; Aspergillaceae
Gene: gatA
Product: 4-aminobutyrate transaminase gatA
Exons: 4
Coding region: 271-1767 (498 amino acids)
Biological process (GO): GABA catabolic process
Cellular component (GO): mitochondrion
Molecular function (GO): pyridoxal phosphate binding
Source: RefSeq, a predicted model, not a curated record
CGCCGCCCCUUUGGGAGAGGAAUUUUGAUUCUUUGUCUCAAACUUCAUUCUUGCGACUUGUCAAUUGCAGCUUAAUCUCCGAUCAUUCUUGUCGAUUGUUGAUUCAGGCUGGUUGGGUGAAUCCUCGUCUUCGUCCCCCUCAAUCCCGUAUCUGUCGUCAUAGCCUUAUCAUCUCUCCCUCUCCGCUUCUUAUCCUGAUUGUGCCUGGCACAAGGGGUAAUUCCAUCCAUCAUCGUCACCAACUACAGAACAAUUCUCUUGUAAUUCACAAUGGCAGCUGUCUUCCGCUCCAGCCUCAAGCUUCGCUCGACGACGCGCCUGUCGGCCGUCCGCUCCCUCAGCACCACUGCCCACCUGCGGGCUGCUGAGAAGCCUUUCUUCUCCGAUGAGCCGACCGCUCCCAAGUUGGCCACCGCUAUUCCCGGCCCCAACAACAAGGCUGCUGCCCAGAAGCUGGACCAGGUGUUCGAUGUGCGCAGCUUGAACAUGCUGGCUGACUACUACAAGUCUACUGGAAACUACAUUGCCGAUCUCGACGGAAACCUUCUCCUCGAUGUCUAUGCCCAGAUUGCCUCCAUCCCCGUUGGUUACAACAACCCUCACCUUCGCAAAGUCGCCGAGUCUCCGGAAAUGGUCAAUGCCUUGAUCAACAGGCCCGCUCUGGGUAACUUUCCUUCCCACGACUGGGCCGAUAUCUUGAACACUGGUAUCCUCAAGGUCGCUCCUAAGGGUCUCAACCAGGUCUUCACUGCCCUGGCUGGUUCUGAUGCCAACGAGACCGCCUACAAGGCUGCCUUCAUGUACUAUCGUCAGCGCGAGCGUGGUGGCCCUGAGAAGGAGUUCACCGAGGAGGAGUUGCAGACUACUAUGACCAACCAGUCUCCCGGCUCCCCUCAUCUCUCGAUCAUGUCCUUCAAGUCUGCCUUCCACGGUCGCCUCUUUGGCAGUCUGUCCACCACCCGCAGCAAGCCCAUCCACAAGCUUGACAUCCCUGCCUUCGACUGGCCUCAGGCCCCCUUCCCCUCCCUCAAGUACCCCUUGGAGGAGCAUGCCGCAGAGAAUGCCCAGGAGGAGCAGCGCUGUCUGCAAGAGGUGGAGCGCUUGAUCAAGGAGUUCCACAACCCUGUCGCGGCCGUGGUGGUGGAGCCCAUCCAGUCUGAGGGCGGUGAUAACCACGCCUCUCCUGCUUUCUUCCAGGGUCUCCGCGAUAUCACCAAGCGCCACAAUGUUCUCUUCAUUGUUGAUGAGGUGCAGACUGGUGUUGGUGCCACUGGAAAGUUCUGGGCUCACGACCACUGGAAUCUGUCGACUCCUCCCGAUAUGGUGACCUUCUCGAAGAAGGCUCAGACCGCCGGUUACUACUAUGGAAACCCGGCUCUGCGCCCGAACAAGCCUUACCGUCAGUUCAACACUUGGAUGGGUGACCCGGCCCGUGCCCUCAUCUUCCGCGGUAUCACCGAGGAGAUUGAGCGCCUGAACCUGGUUGAGAACACUGCCAUUACCGGUGACUACCUCUACGCCGGUCUCGAGCGUCUUGCCAAGCAGUACCCCGAGCACUUGCAGAACCUCCGUGGUAAGGGCCAGGGCACCUUCAUUGCCUGGGACUCUCCCAAGCGUGAUGAAUUCUUGGCAAAGGCCAAGGGCGUCGGUGUCAACAUCGGGGGAAGCGGCCUGAGUGCCGUGCGCCUGAGGCCCAUGUUGAUCUUCCAGAAGCACCAUGCUGAUAUCCUCCUGGAGAGCGUCGAAAAGAUUAUCAAGCAGCUGUAAAGCAGCUUGAUUUCCUUCUUUGAGUUUGUUCCUAUCUGAUAUUUUUGUGACACGAAAUCUGGCGUUCAUUGGUACAUUGGGCGGAUUGGCAUUUUGCUGGGGUUAUUUCUUGUGUUCUAUUUCAGCCCAGAUUCAGCAAGGUAUGGAUACGACUCGGGAUGACUUGAUGUCUUACAUGUUACGUUCGCAUCCGAAAUAGCAAUUGGAUGCCGUCAAAAUGACAACAUUGAGUUAUUCAUCUAA